Prorocentrum cordatum is the source of this 234-nucleotide messenger RNA. NCBI's taxonomy places the organism in Eukaryota, Dinophyceae, Prorocentrales, Prorocentraceae. The record is from the annotation of a GenBank genome assembly.
AUGCCAGCGGUCCCAGAGGCCUGGCCUCUGGCGGAGUUCCCACAGCUGCACGGGGCGCAGACUGGCGGCUGGCUGCGGCUGGAGUUCACCAACUGGACGCACGAGAAGCUCUCCGCGGGGGGUUGCAGCGAGGACCUCGACAUGGCGUUCGAGGGCCUGUGCUCGUGGGAGUCCUCGCGCGCCAAGGAGAGGACAUUGGCUGGGAGUGGGGCUCAUCCAGGGCAAAGUCCAUGA